This is a messenger RNA of Eriocheir sinensis (Chinese mitten crab), 2973 nucleotides long. RefSeq names its product ammonium transporter Rh type B-like. Lineage: Eukaryota; Metazoa; Arthropoda; Malacostraca; Decapoda; Varunidae. Gene Ontology annotation, biological process: ammonium homeostasis; ammonium transmembrane transport. The record is from RefSeq and is a predicted model, not a curated record. Gene Ontology annotation, cellular component: plasma membrane. The coding region runs from base 1 to 1485 and encodes 494 amino acids. The transcript is spliced from 9 exons. Gene Ontology annotation, molecular function: ammonium channel activity.
AUGGUCACCCUGAUGGAACGCGUGGGCUGGUUCGCCAUCUUCGGCACCACCAUCCAGGUCAUGCUGCUGCUGCUCUUCAUCGCCUUUGUGCAGUAUGACAACGUACCAGGAGCCACGGCGACCCGCAACGACACGCGUCACACGUGGGGCCCAGAGGGGGACGGGGGCGCGGGCCUGGACGUGUACCCCAUGUUGGGGGACGUGCAGGUGAUGGUGCUCGUGGGGUUCGGCUUCCUCAUGACCUUUCUUCGUCGUUACGGCCACUCAGCCCUCGGCCUCACCCUCCUCCUCGUCUCCUUCGCCCUUCAGAUCAGCCUCCUCAUAGACGGCGCUGCGACGGCCUCCCCCAACGGCACCGUCACCAUCACCAUCCACAGUCUGCUGAACGGUAACUUUGCGGCCGCGGCGAUGCUGAUCUCGGUGGGGGCUGUGCUGGGCAGAACCUCCCCGACUCAGCUGCUCUUCCUGACGCUAAUGGAGGUGCCUGUGUACACCCUCAACGCUCAUAUCUGCCUCAGUGUGCUGGGCAUCGUGGAUCACGGCGGCUCCAUUGUCAUCCAUGUCUUCGGCGCCUUCUUCGGGCUGGGAUUUUCCAAGUGUGUUUGCCGCAAGGCGCUGGAGCCUCAACACCCGCAGGCGUCGUCCAGCUCCACCUCAGACACCUUCGCAAUGAUAGGAUCGCUGUUCCUGUGGCUGUACUGGCCCUCCUUCAACGCGGUGUUGGUGGAGGGAGCGGCGGCGAGGAGCAGGGCUGUCCUCAACACUUACCUGGCUCUGAUGGGCUCAACCUUCUGCACGUUCAUCGUCUCCUCGUGGACACACAUGAAAAAUAAGUGGGCGAUGACACACGUACAGAACGCCACACUUGCCGGGGGUGUCGGUGCAGGCGCCGUGGCUGGGCUCAUCCUGUACCCCUGGGGUGCCCUCCUGCUGGGCUGCUUCGCGGGGGUGCUCUCCACCCUCGGCUACACUUACCUGCAGGGACUGCUGGAGGCCAAGCUUGGCCUGCAGGACACGUGCGGCGUCCUGCACCUGCACGGCCUGCCGGGGGUCUUCUCGGCGCUGGUGUCCAUCGGCUCGGCGCUCUUUGCCUCGCACACCACCUUCGGCGACGAACUGUUUCACCUGUACCCGCUCCUGGCCCCGCCCAACGCAUCCCUCAUCCUGGAAAUGAACGUCGUGGCGCCUGGGCCAGGGGAGGGCCGCUCGGCCGUCCACCAAGCCUUCUUCCAGUUGCUGGCCACGGGCAUCACCCUCCUGCUGGCCCUGGUGAGCGGCGCCUGUGCCGGAUUGCUGGUGACCUUCCCGGUCUGCCAGCCCCUGACGCCGCCCCAGCAGUACAGCGACGCCCUCUGGUGGGACGAGGCGGAGGAAGACGAGCCAAAAACCCCGACCAUGGACGUGGACUUUCCAAAGCUGUUCAACGUCCAGGUUCGACAUGGGGACACAGGACGAGGGGAAAGUCACAUCAGGAAUGGAAUGUGAGCCACUCACGGCGGUGCUGAGUUGGAAGGGUCGCGGGGCAGUUCAGUUCAGCUCCGAUAAUAAGGAAUGUGCCUCCUUAAAAAAAAAAGCUCCCAAUGAUAUUUUAAUAUUAUUAUCAAUUUAGUUUGUGUAUAGCGCACACUGGUACUUUAUGACUUUAUAUCCUUUUGCCACAGUAUUUGAGGUUCUCUUUUUCCUCUCUUCGUUUUCAGUAAGUAGACAGACACUGCUGGUGAACGAGGAUGUUGAAAAAUAGUAAUUUUGUGUUUGUUUCUUCUUUAUUGCCGGGUGUGUGGUAGGUCUAGUGGUGCUGGUACAAUCUCUGAAGUUGUCUGUUCACAGCCUAUGGUGACUGGGUGUGCACGGCCGAAGGUUGCCUGAUACCAAACGUCAACAUGUUAUUAUUUUAUUGGUAUCGCCGGGCCAGUAGUUGAUCACCUUGGGUGCUAGAACCCCAGCGAUGGCGAAACAGAUUGCAAUGGAUGCUGUGAAUGGGCAUCAGUUAAUACAGUGCACUGAGGCAGGACUGUUAGUGUCUUGGAAGAAUUACUUUUUGGGCAUAAACUAACGGUAUUACCAAUUUUCUGAUGAAUUUUACCCUUAUCGUUACAAAUUUAACAAAAUACAUCAUCAAGCAACAACUGUCUUUGAGGUGCUAAAGGUAAUGCAGUUUUCAAAACCAAACUAUAUGGUGUUACGAGCAAACCAAGCCUGCCUCCAGGGGUGCCAGACUGUGAAUGAUAAUUAUUAUACUUGAACAAGCAUGGGCAUCAAGCUCAGAAGAGAUCAAAUGCUGUCUGAUGGUGUCUGUUGCUGAAUAUCAUUUUGAAUUCAGCAGAGGCAAAAAUUGAUUUUGUAGAAAUCGUCCGCCACGGACAUGAGUAAAGUUUGGAUUAUCCGCUGCAGCUGCUGUAACGUCGGCGCUCAGAUCUGCCACCUGAGUCCCUGGUGCGCCGGGACACAGGGCCAGUGUGACACGUUGCCUUCCCAAGGUUUCCACAGCAACCCUUUUAUCAACCAGCCCAAAAGGGAGGAUGAAGAGCUGGGUGCCGACCGCCCCGACCAGGAUAAAUUAAGGUCCUGCGGCUUCAUAGCCGGGCCCAGCCACCACUCGCAGUUAGCUGCCAUUCUCCCUCCAGUGAGCGUGUUGGUAUGUUGUAAAUCUCCCUCGAACCAGGGGCAGUAAUGUUUUGUUUAGCUAUUUAAAAAAAUAAUAAACGGAGGAGAAUGCAUUAUUCUCGCUGUUUUAUUGCUUUUACAGUAAUUUUAACAAUUUGGAAAUUUUGAAAAACGGCAUAUCAAUUUUAGUAUAAAACAAUGUUAAGGCCACUGGGGCCUCCCCGGCCCCCUGUCACCCGCGCAGUGUGGGCUGCCCAUACAACCGUUUUGUACACAACCGCUGAUGUGCAUUCAGGCUAACACCAGGACCUCUGGGAAUGGAGAGGAAUCAUCUUAUUAUCAUUGAUAUCCGUACAGACUCAUUAAUGA